CGAAAAUAUUUCCAGUAGAAGAUGACAGAGGGGAAAGCAUUGGGAGCAUCUUGCUGAAAGAAGGCGCACAGCCGUCGCAUUGCUCCGCCCGCUUGGAACUCCCAACUGUUCCGAUCCCUUCAGAUCUGCUGUUUUCCAGUUUCUCGGAGCCGUCAUCAAGUUUCGAUCUUUCUCGCACCACUGUAUCAGGCCCCGGUUACGAGAUUAAAGUCUUGCUUCACUCUGUUGCUCGAAUCCCGUGUUAGAUGUUGUAUUCGUAUCCUGAUCUGCGCACCCGAUAUCUGGACCAGAUCGAGAGAUAGAGAGAAACCUGUCGCACUUUAUGUGGCUUCUGGUCUUGAAGUAACUGGCUCCGGAAUUCCAGGGUAAAAUAGGGUUCUUUUUUGGUACUCCAUCCAGUUGAAGAUGGUCUUCUGGGAAGGGUACAUAAGUGAUGAGUUGAUGGGCACCUUUGCCCCAAUCGUAGUAUAUUGGCUGUACGCAGGAGUGUAUCAGCUGUUGCCGUCUCUGGACCAGUACCGAUUGCAUACUAGAAAAGAAGAGGAGCAGAAGAAUUUGGUGCCUUUACCUUCUGUGAUUAAGGGAGUUUUGCUUCAGCAGUUGGUUCAGGCCACAGUUGCAGGACUCAUGUUCUUGGCGACUGCCAAGCCAACUUCAACAGGUAGCAUAACUCAACCACCGCUACUUGUCCAACUGAUCCAAAUUGUGGUAGCAAUGUUCUUAAUGGACACAUGGCAAUACUUCAUUCAUCGAUACAUGCACCAGAACAAGUUCUUGUACCGGCAUAUCCAUUCACAGCAUCAUAGACUUGUUGUUCCUUACGCUAUUGGUGCUCUUUACAAUCACCCACUGGAGGGGCUUCUUCUUGAUACCUUUGGUGGUGCCAUCUCAUUCCUGAUCUCAGGGAUGACCGCACGAACCUCAGUGUUCUUCUUCUGCUUUGCUGUUGUCAAGACGGUGGACGAUCAUUGUGGCCUUUGGCUACCUGGAAACAUUUUCCAUGUCCUCUUUCAGAACAACACUGCCUACCAUGACAUCCAUCAUCAGCUCCAGGGCACAAAGUACAACUACUCCCAGCCGUUCUUCUCGAUAUGGGACAGGUUGCUGGGCACCUACAUGCCGUUCAGCUUGGUGAACCGUCAAGAAGGUGGAUUCGAGGCGAGGAUACUAAAAAAGACUACUUGACAUGUUCUGAGAUGGAGAUUUAGUUGGGUGUGCAUACAAAUAUACCAGUCAAUGAAAAUCUACACCGUUCAAUCCUCUCUAAACCAGUAGGAUGUUUCACUUUUUGUAUCGGUUCGUCCAUUCUCAUUGUUCGGAGUCGCAGCCACUGGCUCACACAUUACAUGUUUUUCUAGAAAUUCCGUGAUUCCUCCCGUGUAAAGUAUUUCUCCUGCAGUGUUUGGGAUGUUUUGUAGUGGUACUCGACUUUGUGGACGUUUUGGAAUUUUCAGAACUUGUGAGUCAAACUUUCUCAUGUAGAGAAGAGAUUGAACCAAAGUAGAUCAGAUUAAAUUGUUUUUUUUGUAA
This is a messenger RNA of Zingiber officinale, 1530 nucleotides long. RefSeq names its product very-long-chain aldehyde decarbonylase GL1-9-like. The transcript is spliced from 2 exons. NCBI's taxonomy places the organism in Eukaryota, Viridiplantae, Streptophyta, Magnoliopsida, Zingiberales, Zingiberaceae. Gene Ontology annotation, biological process: lipid biosynthetic process. Gene Ontology annotation, molecular function: oxidoreductase activity; iron ion binding. Bases 406 to 1185 code for a protein of 259 amino acids. The record is from RefSeq and is a predicted model, not a curated record.